CUCUUCGUAGCCGUCUCUGAAACCAUUAGUUCUUGUGUUCCUUCCUCCUCUCUCUUUCUGGAGUUUUGGAUGGAGACGUGAGCUUCUUCUUCUUCUUCAUCCCAAAACUACGAAAGAGAUACACUUUCUGGAGGUCUCUGAAACCAUUAGUUCUUGUGUUCCAUUCACAUGGCACUUUCUCUCCUCUCUCCAAUUCCUCCAUCUGCCUCUUCUCUCUCUCCUGUUUACUCCUUAUAUCAACUAAAAGGAAGCAGCAGAACCUCCUUUUUCGGCGGUUUCAGAAGCUCAUGGAACCUGAGGAUUGAUUCUUUAGCGGAAAAGAGGCAACUUGGUCUCAUGGUUUCUAGAAACGGUGGAGAGGGAGGAGAAUUGGAUGAUAUGGAUGAAUGCCAAAUCGAGAGCAUCGGUGGCCAAGACGAAGAUGACGAGGAAAUGACACAAGCCCAUACUUCUUCUUCUUCCCCUGAGAGAUGGGAUGUUUUGGGUCUCGGCCAAGCCAUGGUAGAUUUCUCUGGAGUAGUGGAUGAUGCGUUUCUAAAGAAACUAGGCUUAGAAAAAGGAACGAGGAAGUUGAUCAAUCACGAGGAGAGGGGUAGAGUCUUGCAAGCAAUGGAUGGUUGCAGCUAUAAAGCUGCCGCUGGAGGGUCACUGUCCAACACUCUUGUCGCUCUCGCGAGAUUAGGUUGUCCAUCCAUCACCGACCGCCCCUUGAAUGUCGCUAUGGCUGGCAGUAUUGCUGGUGACCCUCUCGGUAGCUUUUACAGGACUAAACUACGUCGAGCAAAUGUAAAUUUUCUAUCUGCUCCAAUCAUGGAUGGAACAACAGGAACAGUGAUCGUUCUCACCACUCCUGAUGCACAGCGUACCAUGCUUGCAUAUCAGGGAACAUCUUCUGUGGUUAAUUAUGAUUCUUGUUUGGCUAGUUUGAUAUCAAAGACAAAUGUCUUUGUUGUGGAAGGCUACUUGUUUGAGCUUCCUGAUACUAUAAAGACCAUAACAAAAGCCUGCGAAGAAGCUCAUAGAAAUGGAGCCCUUGUUGCUGUUACUGCAUCAGAUGUGUCUUGCAUUGAGAGGCAUUAUGAUGAUUUCUGGGACAUUGUGGGCAACUAUGCAGACAUUAUAUUUGCCAACAGUGAUGAAGCAAGAGCGUUUUGUCACUUUUCAGCAGAUGAAAGCCCUAUCUCAGCGACAAGGUACUUGAGCCACUUUGUCCCGUUUGUUUCGGUGACCGAUGGAAUCAACGGGUCGUACAUUGGAGCCAAAGGAGAGGCCAUAUACAUCCCUCCAUCACCUUGCGUGCCGGUUGACACGUGUGGUGCUGGAGACGCCUACGCUUCAGGGAUCUUAUACGGUAUCUUGAGAGGUGUCACUGACUUGAAAGGGAUGGGAGAGCUGGCUGCCACGAUUGCAGCCACUGUGGUUGGUCAGCAAGGAACCAGGCUUAGGGUUCAGGACGCUGUUGAGCUGGCUCGGUCUCAUGACUUCCGUCUCAACAGUGUUGGAACUGAUGUUGUUGGGUCUUGAUCAAGUCUCUGUAGCUUUGAUUGAUUCUCUGUUUCUAUGUAGCAGUGCUUUUGCAAUUAACUUGUAAUCUCCUCUUUUAUUUUUCUCAUCUAGUGGAAAACGUUGGAAUAUUUGUUGUAUGUAACAUUUUAGUAUAUAGUCCUCCUCACUUGUAUACAAGUGUUUCUUCCA
Messenger RNA from Raphanus sativus (radish), 1695 nucleotides. RefSeq lists its product as uncharacterized. Gene Ontology annotation, molecular function: kinase activity. The transcript has 5 exons. The record is from RefSeq and is a predicted model, not a curated record. Bases 169 to 1524 code for a protein of 451 amino acids. NCBI's taxonomy places the organism in Eukaryota, Viridiplantae, Streptophyta, Magnoliopsida, Brassicales, Brassicaceae.